Fusarium fujikuroi IMI 58289 is the source of this 966-nucleotide messenger RNA. RefSeq lists its product as uncharacterized. The coding region runs from base 1 to 966 and encodes 321 amino acids. The record is from RefSeq and is a predicted model, not a curated record. The transcript has a single exon. NCBI's taxonomy places the organism in Eukaryota, Fungi, Ascomycota, Sordariomycetes, Hypocreales, Nectriaceae.
AUGGCCCAAACUCUACAGCCAUUGCCUAUAAAGCCAAGACUUUUCAGGCCCACGUCCGGCUACGACAAAACCUCCAACCUCCACUUCACUAAUCACUGCACAAACACAAGAUCGCGUCGCUUGUCACUGAACAGCCAUGGGCCUCCUCGACGAACUCGAAGCCAUGGCGCAGGCCGCAUCAGCAUUUCAGGACGACAACAUCCUUCAAUCAACUAUCACUCGGUGGCAAAAGCUGUUUGGAUACUCACUCAGAGCCAGGAGAUGCCUAUGAAGGAAAAGCGCAGGCUUCGGGCCGCUAACUUCUUGAUCAAGCUCGAAGCCCCCUUGAACAGUGUCCAAGCCGUGGUUCAAGCAGCAGGUCUGUGGUGUCCAUCCUCGAGUGAGGUUCUUGCUGCCGCCGACCUAUCUGGACAAUCGUGCUCAUUCUUCAAGAUCAACGGGAUGGAUAAGCUAGCCAUUGAAGGAUGGCUAAAAGAAUAUCCUCACCUCGAUUUUCAACCAACCAUUAUUAAAAACCCCUAUGCACAAAAGGAUCUCUCGCCCACUUCUUUAUACCCAACUUUGGGUCUCGAUAUAACACUGCCCCGGUUUCGACCAGGACCAGCAGCGACACCUCGCCCUUUACAAAACGAAUGCCCAGUCUGGUAUUUCUUCUACGGGACGCUUACCGAUCCGUCUUUUCUAUCGAAGCUCUUUGGUUCCAACUUCCAGGCUGAAUACCAUGCAGCCACUAUUCGAGGUGGAGUUUUGAAGACUUGGGGAAGGUAUUAUGCGUUGGUGGAUGAUCCAAGUCACACCAUCUUCGUCCCUGGAAAGGCUCUUCUCGUCGAGACUCGAGAACAGGAGGAGCGUCUACGGGCAUACGAGACGAAUUCUUAUGAAGUGGUUCGAUGCUGUAUCGAGAUGGGUUUGGAAAAACCCAUGAGUGGCCUGACAUUUCGAUUUGUUACAGAUAUCAUGGACUAG